Molecule: messenger RNA, 831 nt
Organism: Neoarthrinium moseri
Lineage: Eukaryota; Fungi; Ascomycota; Sordariomycetes; Amphisphaeriales; Apiosporaceae
Exons: 1
Coding region: 1-831 (276 amino acids)
Source: RefSeq, a predicted model, not a curated record
AUGUCGAACGACAGAGACAGCAGCCCCCCUUCCGCUGCUCGCGAGCGCCGGGGCUCUGUCACUUCCGCUGCCUUCUCCAGCUUGUUCCAGCGCAGCAACUCCACCUCAGCCGGUUCCAACGGCAACGGCCAGGGCUCUGCAGCCGCCAUGGCUAGAGACCCGCGCCGUCGUCUUUCUGUUACGACCCUUGGCCUAUCUGGCGGCGGCCCCGCCUCUGCGACUGGGGCUCUCCAAGGGCUACGACGAGGCAGCAUCUCGACCAACAAUUCCGAUUCCAUUGAUGAGAAUGCAGUCGAGGAUGACGAAACCUCCCGCACUGCUCCCACUACCCCCUUUGCUCGCCGAAUGAGCUUCGGUGCCAGUGCCAUGCGUUCCAUGCGAGCACCAUCCGGCACGAGCCCUGGUUCAACUGGUAGGCCCGACCCAGCACGUCGUUCUUCAGGCGGCACUGCCCGCCAGCCUUCUGUGGUCCCAACCUCCACUACGGCUGCUGGUCGUAGGACCAGCACCGCUCAGGCAAGCACAGCACAACCCGCAAGAUCACCUUCUGACAUACUUUCUGCUGCUCGUGCAGACCAAGGCUUCAAUUGGUCAGAGCAGCUUAGAUCCCGCGCCGAGAGCAGCGUAUCGGGCAUGCGCCCAUCCUUUAGCAUGGGCAGUUCUGGCUCCCCUCCCCGACAUGGAAGCGUCCAACACGACCGCGCCAAAUCCGUCUCCGAUAUGCCGGUGCCACCUCAGCAGGCCGCUACUCUGAAGCCCAAGCAGCCUGAGCGACCCAAGCCCGACGCUAUGCAGGAACGAAUCCUCAAAGGCGACUUCUACAUGGAUUGA